This is a messenger RNA of Penicillium robsamsonii, 1488 nucleotides long. It is a transcript of the gene mmm1, whose product is annotated as ERMES complex subunit MMM1. Gene Ontology annotation, biological process: phospholipid transport; mitochondrion organization. The coding region runs from base 1 to 1488 and encodes 495 amino acids. Gene Ontology annotation, cellular component: ERMES complex; endoplasmic reticulum. Gene Ontology annotation, molecular function: lipid binding. The record is from RefSeq and is a predicted model, not a curated record. The transcript is spliced from 3 exons. Lineage: Eukaryota; Fungi; Ascomycota; Eurotiomycetes; Eurotiales; Aspergillaceae.
AUGGCGCUCCAACAACAUGAGCCCGCGCCAUUCGCGCCUCAAUCUUCCUUGUCCUUUACCCAAGGGUUUCUUCUCGGCCAGCUCUCAGUAGUACUCCUGAUAGGCGCUUUCAUCAAGUUUUUCAUUUUUGGUGAAGCGCCUCCCCCUCCGUCCCGGGGCAUGUCAAACCGCACAACACACCGCCGCUACAGCUCCGUCUAUAACCCCCCUCAAGAUAGCCAGAAAUCAUUACGAGAAAAACCCUCGACGUCCAAUGUUCUUCGUCCCGUACCUUCUACCUCUACAAACACCCGCUCCAUCCUCCGCAAAACCUACUACAGUGCCAUUCCUACCAACCCUACUAGCAAACAUGGCCGACACCGCAUGCAUCACUCGUCGCAUCAGCCCGAGUCGCUGGACUGGUUCAAUGUGCUUAUUGCACAGACAAUUGCUCAAUACAGGGAGACGGCCUAUUCCCUCAAGGACUCGCCCACUUCAUCAAUCCUCAGCUCCCUAACGGCAGCCAUGAACAACCCGGAGAAGAAACCAUCGUUCAUAGACAAGAUCAACGUCACCGAUAUCUCACUAGGUGAAGAGUUUCCAAUUUUUAGCAACUGCCGCAUCAUCGCCGUUGACGACCCCAUGUCGGACGGUGGACGGCUACAGGCGCUACUGGAUGUCGACCUCAGCGAUGACAAUCUUUCUAUUGCCGUCGAGACAUCCAUGGUUCUGAACUACCCUAAACCACGCUCUGCCAUCCUGCCAGUAGCGCUAUCAGUCUCGGUCGUGAGAUUUUCAGGAACACUUUGCAUAUCCUUGAUCCCAGCAUCGACCGAACCGCCAGAACCACUUCAAACGCCUGCCGGGUCACCGGCGCCUCCCACAUCAGACCCAGGGUACAACGCAGGUAAUCGAUCCUCUGAUCACGGAGAGCACACAACCUCGCAAGAUCAACUCCCACCAAAAAGCAGCCGGAAAAGCAACGUCGCAUUCUCCUUCCUCCCAGAUUACCGCCUAGACCUCUCCGUGCGCUCACUCAUCGGAUCCCGCAGCCGACUGCAGGAUGUACCAAAGAUAGCCCAGCUUGUCGAAGCGCGAGUCCACGCGUGGUUCGAAGAGCGUGUCGUCGAGCCUCGAGUGCAAGUCGUCGGACUUCCAGACCUGUGGCCGCGCAUGGGCAGAACAGGCGUCCGGCCCGGCGAGGACUCGGAUGCUGGGUCCACCGCGCCACCGCGCAGUGCGGGCUCUACUGAGGCAUCCGGGCCGCCUAUGUUCUCCAACGAGCAUCUUCGGGAACCAGAGGGGCUGCGGUUCCGUGGGGGCCUGGAAGCGCGGCCAGGGCUUCGCGCUGGCUCGCGCACAAGUAGUUUCAACGUUGAUAUGGGUGGCUUGCGCAGCUCGAGUAUGACAAGGCAAGAGAGCGCCGGUGCUACGAGUGAACAUUUUGAUAUGCCUGGUGCGAUGCCGGCGGGGACGCCGGUGGGAACGCCUGGCAUUCCAGACAACUGA